AUGGAAAUAAAACAUAGGAAAUCCAAGCUCGAGUUGGCCUGCGCCAAACCGCUUUCAAAUACCAAUGGGGUUUCAAAGGAACCUCCCUUAGCUUCGAAGAGUCGCGUUGGGACAUCUAGACGAACAGCGUCUGUGACUGAUCACCUUGUCGGCACCCAACUCGACGAGGCAUUGGCAAAUGGCCAGGGUAUCAGCUUUUUUCAGGUAGCAUACAAACAUUUCUACAUCACCCACGCGGUCGAAAUCGCACAGUGCCCUAGCCAGUGCAACAUCCGGGGCAACGACAGGGCGGACGAGCUUGCUAAAAAGGCGACACAGCUAGCAUGGGGACCUCCAAUAGGAGCAUCAAGAGCAUUCGCUCUCAGACGAGCCAUUGAAGGCCACCACUCAGACAGCAUGGACCCGACAUUGGCAGAGGGCGCCAAAGAAAGGUCGAUAGGCAAUCUCCAACAGAAUCUUGCCGUCCCUAAACCCCACCAAUCACUUCACCGAGCUCAAGGACCAAGGCGAGGUGUUCGGCCGCCUAGUCCAAUGUCGCACCGGACACGCAUACACAGGCGAAUUAUGCAGACAGCUCUUUCAUGGGGAAAGCAUAGACUGCGCAUGCGGAGAGGACCUUCGAACCCGUUCACACAUCCUAAGAACGUGCACCCGCUACACAAGCCAUCGGGGAAGUCUACAGGACGAAAACCGCGAGAUUGCCCUCCUGGAACUACUACGCACUUUCAAAGGAAUUGCCGGCCUUACCGUAUUCCUCGAAGACUCGGGCGCAUUUACGUUCACCAGAGAGAAAUUUACGCCCAAAAAGACCCUUCAUUUAUUUGA
Messenger RNA from Laccaria bicolor S238N-H82, 825 nucleotides. RefSeq lists its product as uncharacterized. The record is from RefSeq and is a predicted model, not a curated record. The coding region runs from base 1 to 825 and encodes 274 amino acids. NCBI's taxonomy places the organism in Eukaryota, Fungi, Basidiomycota, Agaricomycetes, Agaricales, Hydnangiaceae. The transcript has a single exon.